UUGACAGGAGAGCACAACUACGACACGAGUAUCCUGUGGUUCCAAACAACCACCGGCGUCGCCGCCUGCCAGAGGACGCUCUUGUGUGGGAAAACGAUUUGAAAAAUAGAGGAAAUCUCCAGGAUGCUCGGUGCUGUCAAAAUGGAAGGACACGAACACGCAGACUGGAGCUACUACGGAGAGCCUGAGUGUUAUACCUCAGUUGGCAACAUGAACACUGGACUGGGAAUGAACUCCAUGAACACAUAUAUGACCAUGUCUGGAAUGAGCACCACGGCAAACAUGACGGCUAACACCAUGAACAUGUCCUAUGUCAACACGGGGAUGAGCCCGUCAAUGACUGGCAUGUCCCCGGGUACGGGGGCGAUGGCCGGCAUGGGCACGGGAAUGACGGGCAUGAGCGCAGCCCUCAGCCCCAACAUGAGUCCUAUGGCGGCGCAACCGCCCUCAAUGAACGCCUUGACCUCAUAUACCAACAUGAACGCUAUGAGCCCGAUGUAUGGUCAGUCUAACAUUAACAGAUCGAGGGACCCCAAGACGUAUCGAAGGAGCUACACGCACGCUAAGCCACCGUACUCCUACAUUUCGCUGAUUACAAUGGCCAUUCAACAGUCGCCAAACAAGAUGCUAACACUAAGCGAAAUUUAUCAGUGGAUAAUGGACCUUUUCCCUUUCUACCGUCAGAACCAGCAGCGUUGGCAGAACUCAAUUCGCCACUCGCUGUCCUUUAAUGACUGUUUCGUGAAAGUGCCUCGCUCCCCAGACAAGCCUGGAAAAGGCUCGUUUUGGACCCUCCAUCCCGACUCAGGCAACAUGUUUGAAAACGGUUGCUAUCUGAGGAGGCAAAAGCGCUUCAAAUGCGAGAAACAACUAAGCAAGGAGUCCGGACGGAAGUCAUCAGAGGGCGGAUCAAACAGUAGUUCCGAGAGCUGCAAUGGCAACGAAUCCCCGCAUUCCAACGCGUCCACCAACGACCACAAAAGGUCAUUGUCCGACAUGAAGUCGAAUCAGGGUCUGAGCCCAGAACAUGCAGCCUCGCCGACUUCGCAACAGCAUCUCAUGGCGCAGCACCACUCUGUCCUCGCGCACGAGGCGCAUUUGAAAGCAGAGCAUCAUUAUUCUUUUAACCACCCGUUCUCUAUCAACAACCUCAUGUCAUCAGAACAACAGCACCACAAAAUGGACCUAAAGACAUAUGAACAAGUGAUGCAUUAUGGUUACGGUUCUCCGAUGGCCGGCGCACUAUCCAUGGGGUCAAUGGCGGGCAAAGCGGGCUUUGAUUCGUCGCCAUUGGCAGCGGACACAUCAUAUUAUCAAGGUGUGUACUCGAGGCCAAUCAUGAACUCCUCCUAAAGUCUGCUGGACCUUCUCACACGUUUGUAGAUUUGUAAAAAGUACAGUCUGUGCAUAUGUAUUCUGGAUUUUUGACGUUUCUCGUUAAUUUAGUGUUCAAGUUUAUUAGUAAUUAUUUUGUAAAGACAAAUGUUGUGAAGAAACGAAUGUGAACAGCUCUACAAGCGACUUUGAAAUGGACCAAAUAACGCCUGAGUACGGGGAAUCUUUAAUGAAUGAGAGGGACGACAGUUCUUCAGUCAUUUGUGAAAUCCUUAUU
Electrophorus electricus (electric eel) is the source of this 1612-nucleotide messenger RNA. It is a transcript of the gene foxa2, whose product is annotated as forkhead box A2. Gene Ontology annotation, biological process: anatomical structure morphogenesis; cell differentiation; regulation of transcription by RNA polymerase II. Gene Ontology annotation, molecular function: DNA-binding transcription factor activity, RNA polymerase II-specific; protein domain specific binding; RNA polymerase II cis-regulatory region sequence-specific DNA binding. The record is from RefSeq and is a predicted model, not a curated record. NCBI's taxonomy places the organism in Eukaryota, Metazoa, Chordata, Actinopteri, Gymnotiformes, Gymnotidae.